Aspergillus mulundensis is the source of this 1584-nucleotide messenger RNA. RefSeq lists its product as uncharacterized. The coding region runs from base 1 to 1584 and encodes 527 amino acids. Lineage: Eukaryota; Fungi; Ascomycota; Eurotiomycetes; Eurotiales; Aspergillaceae. Gene Ontology annotation, biological process: transmembrane transport; carbohydrate transport. Gene Ontology annotation, molecular function: carbohydrate:proton symporter activity. Gene Ontology annotation, cellular component: membrane. The transcript has 2 exons. The record is from RefSeq and is a predicted model, not a curated record.
AUGUCUUCGAUUGCCGAAAAGGAUGUGGCCGAAAAGCCCGCUCAGACCUGGCAUGUUGACGCAGUCCAGCCGGUGACUGAGGCAGAGACCACCGUUUCGUCUUCAGAUGAAGGCGCCAUCAACGUGCUUCUGAUCCUCGCGUGCAUUGCUUUUGGAUCUGCCUCGUUCGUCUUUGGCUUUGACGACAAAAUCAUCUCACCCUUGGCAGCCUUGAGCGCGUUUGUUGAAGACUUUCAAGGCGCUAACCCCGUCGACGGCACCCUUGUCCUCACAGCACGCAACCAAAACCUAAUCUUUUCCGUGCCCCUCGUCGGCUCCAUCGUCGGUGGCGUAGCGGCGUCCCCCCUGAACAAUUUCUUCGGCCGAAAAUGGCCCCUUGUGGGCGCAUAUGUAUUCUCCAUCGGCGGCGGGUUCUUGCAACUGUUCUCAAAGAAUAUUGCGCAAUUCGUCAUCGGCCGGUUUCUCAACGCCAUUGCUAUCGGUGUCGCCAAUGCAACAGCUCCACUAUACCUCUCUGAAGUCGUGCCCCCGUCCAUGCGAGGCCGCAGUGUCACAUCUAUCAAUAUCCUCUCCCUCCUCGCGGGUGUCAUAUCCACAGUCAUCGUCAACGAAACCAAGGAUCUAGAUGGUCGCCUGCAGUACAUGAUUCCGCUUGCAAUCCAAUGCGCCCUCCCCGCCGUAAUCCUUGCCGCUACAAUCCCCCUCCCCGAAAGCCCGCAGUGGCUCGUCUCGAAGGGCCGCAUCCACGAAGCCCAUCAUAACUUGCGAAAAUUGCGCGGGCCCAAAAUGACAGAUGCCAACGUGGCCGACGAACUCCGCGUCAUGCAGCUCUGUGAAGAGAACGAGCGUGCUCUCUCCGAGAACGUCCGGUUUUGGGAGAUUUUCAACCGCGAGAACCUGCAGCGCACCCUCACCGCAGGCUCUUUCUACUCCCUUAACCAGAUUUCCGGCAUCAUCCUCUCAACCACAUACACAACUGUCUUCCUCACGCAGCUCGGCGUCGGUGAUGCAUUCACUUUCACUGUCAUUGCAUCCUGUUGCACACUGGCUGGAACGCUGGUUGCGCCGCUGGUGAUUGACCGCGUCGGCCGCCGCCCAACAGCCUUUGUCGGAAUGUCCGUCCUCCUUCUCAUCGACAUCACAGCCGGUGGUCUCGCCUUCAACACGAGCUCAAAAUCGUUCGUGCUCGGAAUCGCAGCGCUCGGCUUCAUCUUCAAUUUCUUCUGGGGAGCCGGCUUCUACUCGCUCUCUGCGUUGAUGCCGUCUGAGAUUGCGACACCUAAGCUUCGCAACCAUACCAUGGCAUACACGAUUGCGUGCGCGCAGACAAGCGCCGUGAUAACGACCUUUGCGGUGCCGCAGCUGACUUCGGCGGAUGCGGCGGGAUUGGGCGCGAAAACGUAUUUGGUGUUUGCGGGGUGUAUGGCCUGCGUUCUUGUUUUUGUGUACUUCUAUAUGCCUGAGACAAAGGGGAGGACGUUUGCCGAGGUCGAUGAGAUGUAUGAUGCGGGCAUUCCGAUGUGGAAGUGGCGCGAUUAUAAGACUGCGACAGCGGCGAGGAUCGGUGGGAAAGAGGGAGCUUGA